UAUACCAAGUGAGGGGAUCAAAACUAACUCCAAAGACAUGGAAGACCAAAGAGGUGAAGAUCAUCUAUCAUCUUGGGUGUUGGGAAAUUCGAUUGUCAUUCAAAUGUCUCUAAGAGCUGCAAUUGAGCUAGACAUCUUCAAUAUUAUUGCCAAUGCAGGUUUUGAAGCUCAACUUUCUGCAGCUGAGAUUGUUGAGAAGAUCCCAACAACCAAUCCGAACGCGGCUAUCACUUUGGACCGGAUACUAAGGCUGCUCAGCGUAAACUCUCUCUUGUCAAUGUCUCAAAGGCCAUGCCAAAGUGGGGAUGAUGCCACACAUCAAGAAAUGUGUUAUGGCCUAACACAGUUAACUCGUCACUCAGCAACUAAUAAGGACGGAGUUUCCUCGGCUUCGAUGGUGCUACUUUUCAGUGAAAGAAUGAUGGUUGAACCCCAAUACAUGCUUAAGAACAUGGUGCUUGAACCAGAGUGCAAGCCUUUCUACUCAAACUAUGGUGAGAAUUUUUAUAAGUACGCAGCAAAGGAGCCAAAGUUCAAUAAACUAUUCCAAGAAUUUAUGACACAUAGCUCAAAACUAUUCUUGGAUGAGGUACUUAAGGUGUAUCGUGGUUUUGAAGAGAUAAAGGAGUUAUUGGAUGUAGGGGGCGGCAUGGGAACUUCUCUUGGGAACAUAAUUUCUAUGUAUCCCCACAUUCAUGGAAAAAACUUUGACUUACCCAAUGUAAUUAGUGUGGCUCCAAGCUCUCAGGUUUGA
Messenger RNA from Quercus lobata, 754 nucleotides. RefSeq names its product (S)-scoulerine 9-O-methyltransferase-like. The record is from RefSeq and is a predicted model, not a curated record. The transcript has a single exon. Bases 38 to 754 code for a protein of 238 amino acids. Gene Ontology annotation, molecular function: O-methyltransferase activity; protein dimerization activity. Lineage: Eukaryota; Viridiplantae; Streptophyta; Magnoliopsida; Fagales; Fagaceae.